Messenger RNA from Hibiscus syriacus, 2262 nucleotides. RefSeq names its product cucumisin-like. Gene Ontology annotation, molecular function: serine-type endopeptidase activity. Gene Ontology annotation, biological process: proteolysis. The transcript has 10 exons. The record is from RefSeq and is a predicted model, not a curated record. Bases 28 to 2223 code for a protein of 731 amino acids. Lineage: Eukaryota; Viridiplantae; Streptophyta; Magnoliopsida; Malvales; Malvaceae.
UUGUUUUUGUGUGAGGCCAUUGUAGCAAUGAAGCGAGUAAAAUAUCUUCUUCAUCUCUUUCUCUUAGCUUUGCUUGCUGCCAAUGCCAAUGCCAAUGCCAAUCGAAAGAGCUAUAUUGUUUAUAUGGGCGACCGGAUCGACGAUGGUGUUUCCACGUCUUUGCUUCAUACCACCAUGCUGCAAGAUGCCUUCGGCAGUGAGUCGAAGUCAGUGCUUUGUAGCUACCGAAAGAGUUUUAAUGGGUUCGUGGUAGACCUAAACGAGGAAGAAGCACAAAAAAUGGCCGGAAUGGAUGGUGUGAUAUAUGUGUUUCCAAACGGGAAGAGAAAACUCCACACAACAAAGUCAUGGGAUUUCAUGGCAUUUCCUCAACAAGUUGAAAGAGCAGCCGUGGAAAGUAAUGUUAUAAUUGGAGUUUUUGACACCGGAAUUUGGCCUGAAUCUCAAAGCUUUGAUGACAAAGGAAUUGGUCCACCUCCUACCAAAUGGAAAGGCAGUUGCCAAGUUGAUCUAUCAACCAAUUUCACUUGCAACAAUAAGAUCAUAGGUGCAAAAUAUUACCGCAGCGAUGGAAUAAUUUUGCCACCUGACCUCAAAUCUCCAAGAGACUCUGACGGUCAUGGGACUCCUACCGCAUCGACAGCGGCCGGGAGGUUAGUCAGUGGUGCAAGCCUCUACGACUUUGGUUCGGGUACAGCUCGAGGAGGAGUUCCUUCGGCACGUAUUGCAGUGUACAAAAUCAGUUGGGUUGACGGUUGUUAUGAUGCCGACAUUCUCGCAGCAUUCGACGAUGCCAUCUCCGAUGGAGUCGACAUUAUAUCGAUUUCAAUUGGAGGAGGAGCGAUCAACGACUAUUUCGAAGACGCAAUCUCGAUUGCGGCCUUUCAUGCCAUGAAAAAAGGAAUAUUGACCGUAAGUUCAGCUGGAAAUGACGGCCCGGGACGUUCGACGGUGUCUAAUUUCUCACCGUGGUCGAUUUCCGUGGCCGCUAGCACCAUCGAUCGUAAGUUUUCCACCAAGGUUCAGCUCGGCGAUAACACAAUUCACGAGGGAAUUUCAAUAAAUACAUUUGAUCUCAAGAAUAAAACGUACCCUAUGAUUUACGGUGGAGAUGCACCCAACACUACUGCAGGAUAUACGAGUAGAUCGUCUCGGUUCUGCUCUUUAAGUUCGUUAGACCGGGAUCUGGUGAAGGGUAAAAUUGUUCUUUGUGACAGGAUAGGCACCGGGAGAGAACCCUUUUUGGCCGGAGCUGCAGGGACUGUGACUCGAGACCAAGAUCGGACCGAUUUUACCAACUCAUUCCCUUUGCCUACUUCUUGCUUUAAUUUGGUUGAUGGUAACAUGAUUUAUCAAUACAUAAAUCUAACGCGUACCCCGACUGCAACAAUAUUCAAGAGUACUGAGGAUAAUGAUUCAUUGGCUCCUUAUGUGGUCUCUUUCUCGUCGAGAGGUCCGAAUCCGAUCACACCAGACAUCAUCAAGCCAGAUUUAUCUGCACCUGGGGUUUACAUUCUAGCAGCAUGGUCUGAACUUUCUCCUGUUUCUUCGAUUGAAGGCGACAAGAGAUUCGGGACAUACAACAUAAUCUCGGGAACUUCCAUGUCUUGUCCUCAUGUUUCCGGUGCGGCUGCCUACGUUAAAUCGUUCCAUCCGACAUGGUCUCCGGCUGCCAUUCAAUCUGCCCUUAUGACCACAGCCUCCCCUAUGAGCUCCGGCAUCAACUUAGAAGCUGAAUUCGCAUACGGUUCAGGCCAUUUGAAUCCUUUAAAAGCAUCUGAUCCGGGUCUGUUAUACGAUGCCGACGAAUCCAAUUACAUAACAUUCCUAUGCCGGCAAGGAUACGCCACUCGAUUCUUACGAUUACUAACGAAGGACAACUCGACAACAUGUCUUGAAUCCACCAAUGGAACAGUGUCGGAUCUAAACUACCCUUCCUUCGGUCUUUCGAUUUCGCCGUCGAAAACCUUUAGCCGUUCCUUGAAAAGGACCGUCACGAAUAUGGGGUCUCCGUUGGCGAUGUAUAGGGUGAACCUGAAUUUCCCGACCGGGGUACUGAAAGUCCGAGUUAAUCCUGAUGUUCUGUCGUUCACAUCCGUGGGACAAAAACUGUCUUUUGAGGUUGUAAUUGAAGGGACGAUGGAUGAAUCGUUGGUUUCUGGGUCUUUAGUGUGGGAUGACGGUGAACACCAAGUGAGGAGUCCCAUUGUUGUAUUUAUUUAAUUUUCAAAGCUUUUACUUACUUAUUUUUAUUAUUAUUAU